AUGACCUCCAUGAGCAAGGCCGUCCUGUUUGCUUCCGCAGCGAGAUUGGCAGCGGGCCUCCAGGCCGCCAUUGACAAGCUUGAGAACAUGUGGCCUCAGAAGGGCAAAGAGAUACUGGAGGGUAUCUUCGGUGCCCUCCCGCCCCGCGACGAGGGCAGGGCUCUGCAGGAGAGGCUGCUUCAGAAGUUUCAGAAGCACGGGACCUUUGUGUUCGCGGCCUUCGGUUCGUCCGUGUCCGCUGGCCACGACAACUUCAUGAACCAGAGCUGGCCAUUCGAGCUUGAGCGCAUGCUGAAGCCGACCUUUGAGGACCUGGGAUUCGGCUUCGAGAUGCGCCAGCGUUCUGCUGGCGGCUUUGGGGAGAUGCCUUUCGGAGCCGGCUGCCUUGCCAGCCGCGCGGGCGAAGGGGUAGACGCUUUGAGUUGGGAGUGGCACUAUUUCCGCGAUCCUCCCUGCGAGGGCCAUCACUUCCUCAACGAGGCAGCUGCCAUGAAGAGCCGCCCGAUGGUCUUCGCGUUCGCUGACAGCAACAUCCCCUUCGACACCCUGCUAAAGAACAGACUAGGGAACACUGAGACCGGAUGCGGUGAUAUCCGGGUUGCUGCGCGCGAUGCGGCGAUGGCCAUGAAGGACGACGAUACUUGGCACCCUGACAAACGUGAAUAUAAGCCGAACGAGUGGUAUCUCACGGAGGAGUUCAUCUCCAACGCAGAGGUCGACAGGUUCAGUCGGGAGCUGAGGUCCCGCAAGUGUGAUGGGCUCGAGGAGCACCCCGACGAGCGCGUUCCAGCGAAAGACAUUUGGCUCCAGCAGACAGGAGUGGCACCAGCAUUCGAGAGAUCUGGCCACGCUUUCUAUCCGGUCGCCGUCGGCGCUGGCACUGCACAGCUGGUUUCGAUUCCUUGGUACCAGGCUCGGGAGAAGGCGUUCAAGUACAAUUGGCAUCCAGGGCCCCUGGGCCACACCCUGAUCGCCUCGUCCAUGGCGCACUUCUUCCUCACCAACCUCAAGAGCGCCCUUGGCGAGGGGCCGGUGCCCAGGCGCAUGAAGGGGCCCUCGGACAACAACCCCCUGGUCGGGAAGCCCAUCGUCGGCCAGCUGGAGGAGCCGCAGUGCGGCACGCUCAGGGUGAGCCAGUGCAAGACCGGGAUGUUCCCCACCUCCCAGGGCACCGCUUUGAAGGGGUCGCGCCAUUCGGACAAGUCGGACGACACAUGGGAGUACAGCAUCUCCUAUCAGGCUGCGGAGCGCGGCCGUGAGGCGGUAGACAAGCGUUGGGUCUAUAGGGGCAACAAGACGUCCGGAGAGCUGAAACUCAACUUCGUGGCACCCAACGACGGUAUGUACGUGCUCCUCUGUGGAGCCCCGUGCGGUUGGAGGUGCGAUGGCAAAGCCGGUUACGUGUCCUCGAUGUCACAGCGGUGGUGGCCCGAAGACCUCCCCGCGCGCAAGAGCGUGAGCGACCUGAAGUUCUCCAUCGACGGCAACGGGAUCCGGGGCAAGGACCUGCCCAAGCUGCACGAGAAACUCUUCGGCACGGAGGCAGGGUCCUUCUGCCGGGACUGCACCAACCCCGCGUCGCUCUGCCAGCCGGUGGCCAAGGUGGACGCCGGGCAGCAUACGGUCGGCGCCAGGGUCGAACCCCGCAGCUACGAGGGCGCCGACGGUGAGGACACCUUCGUCGAGAUCAUGGAGCUUUUGGUGGUGGGGUGA
Molecule: messenger RNA, 1713 nt
Organism: Prorocentrum cordatum
Lineage: Eukaryota; Dinophyceae; Prorocentrales; Prorocentraceae
Source: the annotation of a GenBank genome assembly